GCGGCGGGAAAGUCCCAAAGUGGAGUCUAUACCAUCUUUAGCGGGUCCAACAGCUUCAAGGCUUACUGCAACAUGAACCUGGACGGGGGAGGCUGGACCGUGAUCCAGAGGAGAAAGGACGGCUCCGUCGACUUCUUUCGGGGUUGGAACGACUAUCGAAAGGGCUUUGGAGACCUCGCCGGAGAGCACUGGCUCGGCCUGCAAAACAUCCACGCUCUGACGGCCUCGGGCGCUUACCAGUUGCGGAUCGACUUCACCCUAUUCGACGGCCGCAAUUACUACGCUCUCUACGACGACUUCUCGGUGGGCCGGAACUCGCUGGACCCCGAGAAGGACGGCUACCCGCUGCUUGUGAGCGGCUACUCUGGAAACGCAGGCGAUAAAUUCACCUACCAUUCUGGGAUGAAGUUCACCACCAAAGACCGCGACCAAGACAACUGGGAUACUUUCGAUUGCGCCAAUGACCGGAAGGGCGCUUGGUGGUACAACGAGUGUGCCGAGUGCAACCUGAACGGGUUGUACAAGGCAACCGGCACCUGCGACGAUAGCAAUGCAGUCUGGUAUGAGUUGGGGCCAUCAUUUUAUACCUGCCUGAGAUUCGUGGAGAUGAAGAUCCGGCCCAGAAAGUGAGCGGUCAGCCGGCGGAGCCUGGGAACGGCAUCCCCGUGGGAUCACGUGGGUGCUGCCCGACGUCACCCAUUUGUGCAGCGCUCGUC
Syngnathus acus (greater pipefish) is the source of this 716-nucleotide messenger RNA. RefSeq names its product fibrinogen C domain-containing protein 1-like. The transcript is spliced from 4 exons. Lineage: Eukaryota; Metazoa; Chordata; Actinopteri; Syngnathiformes; Syngnathidae. Bases 73 to 630 code for a protein of 185 amino acids. The record is from RefSeq and is a predicted model, not a curated record.